Messenger RNA from Stomoxys calcitrans (stable fly), 1063 nucleotides. Its product is annotated as ATP synthase subunit b, mitochondrial-like. NCBI's taxonomy places the organism in Eukaryota, Metazoa, Arthropoda, Insecta, Diptera, Muscidae. Gene Ontology annotation, biological process: proton motive force-driven ATP synthesis. Gene Ontology annotation, molecular function: proton transmembrane transporter activity. The coding region runs from base 88 to 822 and encodes 244 amino acids. The record is from RefSeq and is a predicted model, not a curated record. The transcript has a single exon.
AACUUGAUUUGUUUUAAACUUCAAAAUAUUCGUCUAUCGUUGAAUAACAAAUUAAAAUCAAAUUAAGAACAUCACCAUUUUGCAAGCAUGAUUUUAAGAUCUUACAAAGCGUUACCUUCAAAAUUCCUAUGUAGAAUGUUUGCAACUCAAACUCCCCAAAAGAGUAGCAGUGCCUGUGAACUACAACAUUCCUUCAACAAACGCCCCAUGGACCCGGCCAAAGUACGCAUGGGCUUCAUUCCCGAUGAUUGGUUUACAUUUUUCUACAACAAGACAGGUGUAACUGGCCCAUAUAUUUUCGGUGUUGGUCUCUUGAAUUAUCUCUUUUCCAAGGAAAUCUAUGUUUGUGAUCAUCACUUCUAUCAUGGCCUCUCAAUGGCCAUACUUUCCCUGGUGGCUGUCAAGAAACUGGGACCCAUGGUAGCUGCCUAUUGUGACAAGGAAAUUGAAAAAAUCGAACAAAAUUGGCAACAAAUGCACAGGGAUGAAGUGAAGGCAUAUACGAAUUUAAUUGAACAUGAACGCCAGGAACAAUGGCGAGCCGAAGGAAGCCUAAUGCUCAUGGAAUUGAAAAAGGAAAAUAUUGCUUUGCAAUUGGAAGAGGCACAUCGCAAAGCUAUGAUGAGAGUUUAUGAGGAUGUUGUGCGUCGUCUUGACUAUCAGGUGGAUUGCCGAAAUAUUGAGAUGAGGCUAAAUCACAAGCACAUGGUUAACUGGGUGGUGGAUAAGGUGAUGCAAGCUAUGCCUGAAAUUGGAGAUACAGUUGAGAGGGAGAAACAAAGGGCCAACUUAAAAGCAAUGGCCUUGAGAUUGAAGAACUGAAAGAAAUUUGAUAAAAAAAACUGAGAAACCUUAAGUGGGCUAAGAAUCAAUGGUUUGGAGAUUUAAGUUUUGAAAUGGAUUUGUGAAGAAGACAUAUAUUUUGUAAUAUUAUAAAGCUAUUCUAUUAUACAUGACUUACCUCACCUAAUGCCAACUCUUACCUAGUCCAAGUUACUGGUCAUGUUUUUGUUUUGAAGCAAAAAACAAACCUUGAUAUUAAAUUAUUUUAUCAUUAAAGUUA